Messenger RNA from Neopelma chrysocephalum (saffron-crested tyrant-manakin), 1544 nucleotides. Its product is annotated as bactericidal permeability-increasing protein-like. Gene Ontology annotation, molecular function: lipopolysaccharide binding. The coding region runs from base 1 to 1503 and encodes 500 amino acids. Lineage: Eukaryota; Metazoa; Chordata; Aves; Passeriformes; Pipridae. Gene Ontology annotation, biological process: defense response to Gram-negative bacterium; lipopolysaccharide-mediated signaling pathway; innate immune response. The transcript has 16 exons. The record is from RefSeq and is a predicted model, not a curated record.
AUGUCCUCUGCUCCAGCCUUCAGGUGCCAGCACCAUCCUCGAGGUGUCACGUGGCUCUGCCUCCUGCUCCUGCUGCCUCUCUGUGUCCCUGCCACCAUCACCAACCCUGGCAUCAAGGCCUGGCUGACCAGAAGUUCGCUGGAGUUUGGCCGCCGCUUUGGGCUGGAGCUGUUCCAGUCGACGCUGCAGAAGGAGCAUGAACUGAACCUGACAGGAUCCUACAACAUCCCACUCCUGGGGAACCUCACCUAUGCUGUGCCACGGAUCCACAUCCAUGAGCUGCAGAUGAACGACUCCACACUGGACUUUGCCGAGGACGUGGGGGUGAGGCUGAUGGUGCAACGUGCCCAAAUCCAGCUCAGUGCCAACUGGGCAGCCCAGCUGGGUGCCAUCCAGGACAGCGGCUCCGUGGAGCUCCGCAUGCGGGACCUGGCCGUGGCAGCGGUGCUGGGGGUGAGCGAGGACGGUGGUGGCCGCCCCACGGUGUGGAACGCUGCAUGUGACACCCAUGGCACCGACCUGCACAUGGAGUUUCACCGUGGAUACAGCUGGAUCUACAACCUGCUGGCACCGCUGCUCCAGAGAACCCUGCGGCAGCAGCUGAACAAGCAGCUCUGCCUUGAGCUCCAGAGGGGCAUUGACAAGCUGGAUGCUGCCCUGAAGCACAUUAAAGUGUCCACCCAGCUGGAUGCCUUUGCUGCCAUCGACUACUCCCUGCUGGGACCGCCGGCCUUCACAGCGGAGCACGGGGACAUUGCCCUCAAGGGGGAGAUCUUCAGGGUGGGCAUGUACCAGCAGAGACGCUCAGCACCGCCGGUGGCACUGCCCAUGGCACUGCCCAUGGCACUGCCCGUGUCUCUGCCCACACCACUGCCUGUGGCACUGCCCACACUGACGCCUAAGGCACUGCCCGUGGCACAUGAGCCCAUGCUGCUGAUGGCUGUCACCGAGUUCGUUGCCAACUCGGCCGCCUUCACGUACUUCACGGCGGGGGCCCUGCGCAGGAACAUCUCCAGUGACAUGCUCCCACAGAGGGCAAUGCUGCAGGAACGCUACGGAGACCAGCCCAUGGAGCUGCACCUCUGGGCCCGCCGGCAGCCCCUGCUCUCCUGCCACCCCGACGCCCUGCACGGGACCCUCUUCAGCUCCGCCGAGGCCUUUGUGGUGCUGCCCAACACCACCCGUGCCCCCGUCUUUCUGCUGAACAUCGAUGCCAACGUGACAGGAAAGCCGACCAUCACCAGGAACAGGCUCGGGGGGACUGUGAGACUGACAGGGCUCAGCGUGACACAGGUGGCAUCAAACGUGGGCCCUGUGGAGGUGAAGCGCCUGGAGACCCUGCUGAAGUUUGGGCUGUGGCUUUUUGGGGUCCCCCGAGCAAACAAGUGGCUCCAGGCUGGCAUCCCUCUGCCUCUCCCACAUGGCCUCAACCUGCUCAGACCCCGAGUCUCACUGCAAGAGGACUUCGUGCUCAUCGCCACGGACCUGCAAUAUGAGCCAUGAGACCGCCUGCCUCGUGGGAACCCUCCAGCCAUGUCCCUGUC